AUGUAUUUACUCAUUAAUUAUUUUAUUUAUCCAUUACAUGUAUUUAUCUGUUAAAUAAAAUAAUAUAAAAAUUGACACAGUACAACUAUCAUGCAAGCACAUAAAAUACAACUUUUUUAUAGAUACAUUUUUUAUACGUACACAUACAUAUCACACAUACAUUUAUGUAUAAUAAGUUACGCUAAGCAUCUGGUUGACAAAAUCAAUUUCAUAAAAAGUUAGAAAAAUUUAUUAAACACUUUGCGAUAUUGAUAAUAAAGUUCUUAAAAUUCGCGUGUUUCUCAUUUUGCUUGAACUUACAUUACAAGUAUUUGCAACAUUGUUAAACUUUUUCUAUAUUCAAAAUACUGUAAUAUUGUAGACCGAUCGCUGCUGUGUAUCAUAAGGAUCGCAAUUUUUCAAAAAGAAAAAUAAAAUAACUGUAUAUAUAGAGAGAGAUAUUCUACUAAAUAAUUUUUAACAAUUUUCGUAAUUUUUGUAUUAAUCUUAACAUAUCAUAUCUUAGCAUAUUUCUCGUUCGGAUAUUUGAAAAAUGAUAUUGUUAUUGUUUACUUUGAUUUGAUGAAAGUCUGUUGGUAAUUUCAAUGCACAUAUUCUUGCACUCAAUAUUAAACGUACGAUACAUUAAUAUAUCUUAGAAAGCUAUUUAGCAAACUCAACACAGGUAUUAAAACAUGCUAAUUCAAUCUUAGUUGAAAAAAAGUUUCCUAAAAUUUCUUAUGGCAUUUAAUGGUGAGCUAGUAGAAAGAUGUCCGGUCAGAAAAAUAUUUAAAUUUCGAAUAACACACAAGUUUUAUGAAAAAGAUUUUCACAUGUUAUAAUGUGAAAUCUUCGAUGAUUAAUAUAUAUUUAAGUAAGCGCUGUCUAUUGUCUGAAAUAAUUUGUGUACGCGUACGCAUGUGACUGCGGAGGAACAAUAUUUUUCGAAAAAUGCUCGAGAAGUUUUCUUACAAUGCGACUGGAUAUAAGCUUUUGUCGGACAAAAAGCUUUUGUCUCAAAGAACUGUAGCCAUCCUGAGAGCAUUGCUUCUCCUUUUUCUUUUCUGUACGACGUAAACCGACCCAUUAAGAGGGAUGAGAGAGUCCUGCGAGCCAUGCGGCAUUCCUAGUGCUGCAUUUCGCUCUUCUGACGGUUGACGGACGGAUAGACAAGCCAGCCAGACAGCAAGCUAAGCAACUCGCUCGUGAUAAACACUUCGGUAGAGUGAUAUGUUAACCGAAGACAAUGAUCCGACGAAACCAGCAGGGGUUUUAGACAAUGCUGGCAACGUGUCCUCUUCGACAGAAGCCUCGGUACAACAUCCCUGCGCCGUAAACAAUGAGGCCGAAGUUAAGAAUGAGGUGCAGGACUGCCCCGAAAAUGACAGUGUACCCGGUGGCGAAUUAUACAUUGAUGAGAAUGCUGAGGAGAAGGAACAGGAAUAUCCGGAUUCGUUGGAGAAGGCGGAUUACGGAUCUCUGUAUGGUGCCAAUCAAUAUUAUAACAGCUUAUACAACCCAUCGCCUUACGGAUCGACAACAGCGUCUAAAAACGCAUCGAGCUUGCAGAGCUCGUAUCUGAGCUCUUACACGUCGUCCGGCUCGAUGACGCAGUAUCCGUACGCCGGUUACAACAGCGGGACGACAACCUUCCCGAACGUGGCGCAAAAUAUAUCAUCAGCCUCUCAGAAAUUGGACUACAGCACUUAUAGCAGUAGUUUAUACGGAAACGACAGGGUACCACUCCAAUAUUCCGGAUAUUAUCCCGUAACCGGUUAUCACGCGUCACCAGCCUCGUUCAACAUUGGGAAUAUCAAUUUCGCUGAUUCGACCAAGUCCGCGCUCUCGUUGGACUCGACGACGCACGAUGCAAGUGAUCUGACCGCACGAGAAACCGCAAACAUCGAAGUGGCGACAACGAAGCCAUGCAGGCGCGGAAGGAGACAGAGCGGAAGCGGGAAUAGUAUCGGUUCCGCGGAUACGACGGAAGCCGGCCCCGAACGCAUAUUUAUCUGGGACCUCGACGAAACCAUAGUCGUGUUUCAUUCCUUACUAACUGGGCAAUUCGCCACGAAGCACCGUAAGGAUCCAAAUCUCCUGGCUCAGACAGCGUAUAGAAUGGAAGAGAUGAUAUUCAAUUUGGCAGAUACACACUUCUUCUUCACUGACAUCGAGGACUGUGAUCAAGUGCACAUAGACGACGUCUCAUCGGAUGACAACGGGCAGGACUUAUCGUCCUAUAAUUUUGCGACCGAUGGUUUUCAAUGCGCAUCCGCGAACAACGGAAUAUGUUUGGCUUCCGGCGUGCGUGGCGGCGUCGAUUGGAUGAGAAAACUGGCAUUCCGUUAUCGCAAAAUCAAAGAGAUCUAUUGUAAUUACCGCAACAACGUCGGCGGCUUGCUAGGUACAACUAAACGCGAACAGUGGCUACAGCUACGUUCCGAGAUCGAGGUAUUGACCGACAACUGGUUGACAUCGGCCGUGAAAUGUCUGAACAUCAUCAAUAAGCGAAGCCACUGUAUUAAUAUCCUGGUGACGACCACGCAACUGGUUCCCGCGCUCUCCAAGGUUCUACUCUUCGGCAUCGGCGGCAUAUUUCCUAUAGAGAAUAUAUAUUCAGCUUCAAAAAUCGGAAAGGAGAGUUGUUUCGGCAGAGUGGUCGCCAGAUUUGGUCGAAGAUGUACGUACGUGGUUAUCGGUGACGAUUCAGACGAGGAGACCGCGGCACGCACGCAUAACUUUCCCUUUUGGAGGAUAAAUAGUCACUCUGACACUCAAGCCCUAUACAAUGCCUUAGAAAUGGGAUUUCUUUAAUCAAAAAGAGAUGUAUGUACAGAAAAUAGUCUAAAAAUGUCGGAAGGUAUUUCAAUUAUGCGGUAAAAACGGCGCUAGUCCCGUACAACUCGCGGAGAAGAGCUACACGGGAAAAGAAGAAUCCAGUGAGCAUCAUGCUUAAUUCUUCCUUUUCUCUCUGGGACAUUCUCUUACUAUUCCUAUAAUUCCUUAUCACGUGUAAUAUAUAUAUAUAUAUAUAUAUAUAAAGGAAAAGUCGACACUUUUCACGAUUAACAUAUUAUACGGCUGUACUAGCCGAUGUUAAAAUAUCUCACAAGUUCAGAGUUGGCCCUCGCUCUCGCUUUGCACGUGAUAUAAAAUGAAAGUAAAACUCUAACAGUGAUAAGCAAAAACAAAUACCAUAAGAAACAAAGAUUUAUAUAUAUUAAGAUUCCUCUGAAAAGUCUUUAACUUUGGCCGAUUCUCAUUUGUAUGUACAAUAUUAUAUCAACUAAAAAAGGGUAUUUCUUUGCGAAAAGAAUAUCUGUAACGUUUCGUGUGUACUUAAGAGCAUUAUAUUCGUAUCCUUUUGCCUCCGAUGAUGAAAUCAAACGACUUUAGCCGUUGUACAUGAUAUAACGACACGAUUUUACGGUCGCAACAAUUUUUCAUAGUUUUUUCACGUAGAUUUUAUAUAUAUACCGUCUUUUAUAUGAACUAAUAUAAUUAUUAUAUUAGUUUACUCGAUACAUCGUGAUAUAUCUCCACGCGCGAAUUCUUGGAAAGAAUUAAACACUUUAGUGAUUCGUUGCAUUUCGAUUAAUCACUUUUACAUUAUGUUUGUUCAUUAUGCUACAUGUAUCUGUUACAUUCCUCUAGCUUUUGUGAAGCAAAUAUAGUCGUAAGCAGCAUCUUCGUUAUGUAUAUUUUGGAAGUAUUCAUAUCAAUUAUAUAAACGUAUUACCACAUAAUUAAAUUGGACAGAAAUGCACUAUAGAAGGAGUAUUUAUAUAUUUGUAAAACUACUAUGCAGUUAUACUAGAUUGUAUUUUGGAAUUAUACAAGACUACUCCAGAACGCAAGAAUUCAUUAAUUAGUAUAACAAAAAGAGAAACGGAUUAGUAUAGUUGCCGAUUGAUAAUUGAUAUCGUUAUGUGUAAAAACAGUUUAUAGAAAUUUUCUGAAUAUAUCGUAUUAUUCGUUAACAAAACUAUCAAUAAAGAUAUAAUUAAAAAUGUAACGUAAAAUAAUCAUUUAUGUCUGAAAUGAAGAUUAUGAUUCAAUUAUAUCUUUUGGGAAGAUGCAUCAAACUUACAAUGUAAUGAUAAAUCCUCAUAAUAUAAGAUUAAUGCGUUCAA
This is a messenger RNA of Ooceraea biroi (clonal raider ant), 4112 nucleotides long. RefSeq names its product eya transcriptional coactivator and phosphatase 2 (gene eya). Gene Ontology annotation, molecular function: protein tyrosine phosphatase activity. Gene Ontology annotation, cellular component: nucleus. Gene Ontology annotation, biological process: negative regulation of extrinsic apoptotic signaling pathway in absence of ligand; cell differentiation; positive regulation of DNA repair. Lineage: Eukaryota; Metazoa; Arthropoda; Insecta; Hymenoptera; Formicidae. The record is from RefSeq and is a predicted model, not a curated record.